Molecule: messenger RNA, 399 nt
Organism: Chlorella variabilis
Lineage: Eukaryota; Viridiplantae; Chlorophyta; Trebouxiophyceae; Chlorellales; Chlorellaceae
Exons: 3
Biological process (GO): Mo-molybdopterin cofactor biosynthetic process
Cellular component (GO): cytosol
Source: RefSeq, a predicted model, not a curated record
CUGGACCAGGCCAGGUAUGUAUCGCUUGUGUCCGAGCCGGCUGCGGGAGCCAUCGCCACAUUCCUGGGCGUCACUCGAGACAACUUCCAGGGCAAGGCCACCCAGCGGCUGGAGUACGAGGCAUACGUGCCCAUGGCCGCCAGGAAGCUGCUGGAGCUGUGCCAGCAGGCGUGCGGCAAGUGGCAGCUGUGCAGGAUGGCUGUAGCACACCGCACAGGCACGGUGCUGGUGGGGGAGGCCAGCGUCAUCAUCGCAGUCUCCUCGGCACACAGGCGGGAGGCACUGGAGGCCUGCCAUUGGGCUAUUGACGAGCUCAAGGCCACCAUUCCCAUCUGGAAGAAAGAGGUGUUUGAGGAUGGCGAAGUGUGGAAAGAGAACGAGGAGUGGCGCCAGCAGCAG